Molecule: messenger RNA, 2396 nt
Organism: Linum trigynum
Lineage: Eukaryota; Viridiplantae; Streptophyta; Magnoliopsida; Malpighiales; Linaceae
Source: the annotation of a GenBank genome assembly
GAGUCCGACUUUCUUCAUCCUCCGGCGAGCGAAAGGAAAGAAAGGCAAACGACUUCGCCGCCUCGCAGCCGGCGCUAUGCAGCUAAACACCGCCAGCUUCAGCUGGUCAGUCUGGGUCUCCUCACCACCGGCCACCCUUUCGACGGGAAACCUCACGGAAGCGAGAGCUGACUCUGGAACCCCGUUUAUCACCACCGUCCAAUGCUCGAAACGAAACACCCAAUUGGUUCGUACGGGGCUCCAGAAGCCAAUCAAGAAGACUUUAUCCAACAUUCUGAGGACCGAGGCCGCCAUAAAAGCAAUAGAGCAAAAGGCCAACUCCAACAAGCACAACACACUCUGGCCCAAGGCUGUUUUGGACGCUCUUGACGACGCAAUUAGCGACGACAGCUGGGAGUCUGCUCUUAAGAUUCUAGGGCUGCUGCGAAAGCAGCAGUGGUACGAACCCAGAAGUCGAAUCUACUCUAGAUUGAUGAUGAUGCUGGGAAGAUGUCGGCAGCCAGAGCAGGCUAGCUUGCUGUUUGAGAUGAUGCGCUGUGAUGGGAUGAAACCUACCAUAGAUGUCUAUACAGGUCUUGUUAGUGCAUAUGGUCAGAGUGGCCGUUUUCAAGAGGCCUUUUCAAUCAUCGAUGAGAUGAAAUCCGCCUCUGACUGCAAACCAGAUGUAUAUACUUACUCAAUUCUGUUAAAUAGUUGCACUAAGAUCCAUAGAUUUGAUCUUAUUAGGAGAAUUCUUGAUGAGAUGUCCUACUUGGGGAUUGAAGCCAGCACCGUAACGUUUAAUACGAUCGUUGAUGGGUAUGGUAAGGCUGGAAUGUUUGUUGAGAUGGAGAAUUCUUUGGCAGAAAUGCUUGAAAAUGGCUGCUCAGUUCCAGAUGUUUUCACCUUAAAUUCUGUUGUUGGGGCGUAUGGUGGAAGUGGCCAGAUUGAGGAGAUGGAGAAGAAGUACGCUGAGUUUCAGUUAAUGGGUAUAAGUCCAGACAUCAAGACGUUUAAUAUAUUGAUCCAGUCGUAUGGGAAAGCAGGGAUGCACAAGAAGAUGAUAUCUGUUUUGAAGUUUAUGAAGAAGAGGUUCUUUAGUCCAACAAUUGUGACACAUAACGUUAUCCUUGAGACUUAUGGAAAGGGUGGUUAUAUUUAUGAGAUGGAUCAAUAUUUCAAGAAUAUGAAGCAUCAAGGCGUAAAGCCUAACAGUAUCACCUAUUGUUCUCUUGUCAGUGCUUACAGCAAAGCUGGGGAUAUGAUGAAGGUUGAUUCGAUUUUGAGGCAGGUGGAGAAUUCUGAUGUACUUCUCGAUACCCCUUUCUUUAAUAGUGUCAUCAGUGCGUAUGGUCGUGCUGGAGAACUGGACAAGAUGGAAGAGUUGUUUUCUGCUAUGGAAGAGAAAAACUGCAAGGCUGAUUUCAUUACUUAUGCUACCAUGAUCCAGGCCUACAAUGAUCAAGGAAUGACAGAAGCUGCAGAAAAUUUGGAGAAGAAGAUGCUAGCAGCCAGGAAAAAUUCAGGUUCAAAGCUUCUUAAGGAAUACAAUAAGAGUUAUUGAAAAGACUUGUAUUUUAUGGAAACAGCUUCACAACUCACAAGAGUACCUUGUCAAUGAUUAUCUAACCGCUAAACCAGGUAAUUGAUACCUUUUUAUUUUUCUCUACCUGUUAUGUCCCUUGUAGUGUCUUCACUGAGUAGAUUCCUGCACUGUGCUCUUUCCAUAUUUCCUCCAGUGUGAUUCUUAGUUAUACAGUUUCUUGUUGACGUCUGAUUGACAGAAUUCUAUACCAUUGCGACAUUUGGGAAGUUUCCCUUGGAUGCAGCUGCAUGUGUAUCAGUGAUGCUCGAUGAAGAACAGUAAUAGGUUGAUAUAUAUGAGACAGAGCUUGAGCUGUGAGAACACUUGAAUGUUGAGCAGUUCUUCCUGUACUGAACAUAGCUAGAAGCUGCGAGAAUUCGGGAUAAGAUAUGGUAAGCAGCUGGUUCAUUACAACCACGUGGACCAUAAACUAGCUGAAUUCAACCAACAGGCAGAGAAGACCGAUAACAUGUUGGCCAGAAGAAUAGCAGAGGCUGCAGAUAGUCUCAAGGAGCUCGUACCGCAAUACUACUCUUCGUCAGAGAUACAGAACAAAUACAAAACUCAGGGCCUUGAACUCACUGUUGGUGUUGAACUACUGUACCAAGUUGCAACUCUUUUAUAUUAGGAUCUCAACAUUUUGCUGUUUGGAUUUUGUAUAUGUUCAAUCGCAACUUGGUAACGCAAAAUGAGAAGUUCCUCUCUUUCCACUAUCUAUUGUCUCUCUUGCUAAAUCUUAUGGCUUUUUACCUAAUAAGAUGCACAUGGUCAUGAUGAUCUCAGCUCAACAGCAUUCUUGACAUCGUCUUGAGUCGUCAUGCCGAUGAUGGAU